AUGAAGAAUUUGGACGUGAUCCUUGGAAUGGAUUGGCUAUCAACUUACCGAGCAACCAUCUCUUGUUAUGAUAAGGAGAUAAUUUUUAGACCCGAAAAAGGAAUGAAAUUCAAAAUUUCUGGUUUGAAGAGAGGAAAUGCAACCGUACCAAUUACAUCAGCAGUACCAGCUAGGAAGCUUCUCUCUCAAGGAUGCCAAGGUUUCCUUGCGGCCGUGGUAGAGGAAAAGAAGGAAAUUAAAAUAGAAGAUAUUGAUGUGGUUAGAGAUUUCCCUGAUGUCUUCCCAACAAAUCUCAUGGGAGUACCUCCAAAUAUGGAAGUGGAAUUUACUAUUGACCUGAUACCCGGUACGACGCCUAUCUCUAAAGCACCUUAUCGGAUGGCACCAGCUGAACUAAAUGAGUUGAAGGAGCAAUUGUAA
Molecule: messenger RNA, 420 nt
Organism: Telopea speciosissima
Lineage: Eukaryota; Viridiplantae; Streptophyta; Magnoliopsida; Proteales; Proteaceae
Exons: 1
Coding region: 1-420 (139 amino acids)
Source: RefSeq, a predicted model, not a curated record